Molecule: messenger RNA, 2944 nt
Organism: Cyprinodon variegatus (sheepshead minnow)
Lineage: Eukaryota; Metazoa; Chordata; Actinopteri; Cyprinodontiformes; Cyprinodontidae
Gene: myrfl
Product: myelin regulatory factor-like
Exons: 22
Coding region: 218-2944 (908 amino acids)
Biological process (GO): protein autoprocessing; positive regulation of DNA-templated transcription
Cellular component (GO): endoplasmic reticulum membrane; nucleus
Molecular function (GO): DNA-binding transcription factor activity; sequence-specific DNA binding
Source: RefSeq, a predicted model, not a curated record
AGGACAUAGAGUCUGGGACUCUGAAAGGAAAAAGUAAAAGAAGUCUCCUAGUCUCAAACUAGUACUCAGAUCUUUAUCCUCCCAUACAUUUAGAUUUACCCUUGUCUAAAGUUUUACUAAUGCAUUGUGACAUUCUAAAUCUCACCAUCAGCUCUAGCUGCAGGUGGAAAUCUUCCUCCUGCACACACCAGGACAGCACCGCCCAGUGCAUGGCAGCAUGGAGCCUGGACCCAUUGGGCCACCGCUACAGGUGCUUGGAGAGAAUGAGGCGCUGCAACAGUUCUUCAGCGGUCAGGACGUCAGUAGUGUGUUGGACAGCUCGGUUGCCGUAGAUACCAGCAUCCUGGAGCAGUACCUCAGUAACGACAUGGACCCAAGCAACUUUAUGCUUCCUGAAUCUCCUCCUGAUUCAAGCUCAGAGGCUUAUUCUCCUGCACAGAUACCAGACGUUGGGUAUGAACAGCCCUGCUUGACCGUCAGUCCAGAGGCGUUUCCACCGGCAACCCUCCCCACCUGUCACUUUAAGGAUCGCCGCUCCGCUCAUCCCAACUCUGACCAAAUCAUCCGGCCCCCUUACUGUCGAUUAAAAGAUGGAGGCUCUGCACCAUCCCACUGUAACUUUAUGACCUACAACCAGCUCUGUGGUUCUGGUCUCACAGACAUUGACAUCAAAUCCAGAACUUCUCCUGACCCACACGUACUACCUGUUUAUCAGGACACCAACCACCCACCUGAACGCUACUUAAAUUCAGGAAACGUUUUGCAAGGUUACACGCCGACCACUCCCUCUUCUCCAUCCUUAACUCCUUCCAGUACCUACAUUUCCCCCAUGACUGAUGCAGCUAUGGUCCAAAAUCUCCAAGUGUCAUCUUCACCCUGUGCGCUUGGCUCACUCUCCACAUCACACACCUGUUCCCAGGACAGUAAAAAGAGGAGGAGGUCAGACUCCGAGGAUACAUUUGCAGCAGCUGAUGCUGCCUGUUGUGAAGGUGAUGGGACUCGUAACACUGGGGCAGGGAUUGGAGCCGGUCUGGGUUCCUCCCAGUUGCUUAGGUGGGAACACUAUCAGCAAGAACAUUGGAGCACUUUAUGCAGCAGCAGCUACCAAACAUUGGCGCCUCCUACCUACCAUGUUGAUACAGAUAAAGGCUUUAACUACUCUUCAGUUGAUGAGGCGUUUGUGUGCCAGAAAAAGAACCACUUCCAGGUCACAGUUCACAUCGGUGUGUCUGCAGAGCCACAUUAUGUCCAAACGCCCAGCGGACUACAGACUAUUGGCUACUUUCAGAUAAAAGUGUUCGGCAUUAAGCUUGAAACACCGAGCCAUGAGGUGACAAUAGAGCAGUCUCAACCGGACCGCAGCAAGAAGCCCUUCCACCCAGUCAGGGUCAGUUUGGCUGGUAACAAAAUAACCAAAGUAACUCUUGGAAGACUACACUUCAGUGAGACGACCGCCAACAACAUGAGGAAGAAAGGCAAACCUAACCCUGACCAGAGGUAUUUUCAGAUGGUGGUCGGCCUUUAUGCCGCUGUCAAAGACGAGACUUUUCUUCUCGCUGCGCUGGUGUCAGAGAGGAUUAUUGUUCGGGCGUCCAAUCCAGGCCAGUUUGAGACAGACAGUGACAGCUUGUGGCAGCGUGGGUCAACGCCAGAGGCUGCGGUCUGUCACGGUCGAGUCGGUAUCAACACCGACUCCCCUGAUGAAGCACUGGUAGUUUGCGGCAAUGCUAAGGUGAUGGGCUCCAUCAUGCAACCGUCCGACUGCCGAGCCAAGCAAAACAUACAGGAGGUUGACUCCGAGCAGCUGCUUAAAAGAAUCAAUCAGAUGAGGAUAGUUGAAUUUGAUUACAAGCCAGAGUUUGCCUCCAACAUGGGAAUAGAUCACACCCAUCAGACAGGUGUAAUCGCUCAGGAGAUAAAGGAGCUGCUUCCAUCAGCGGUUGUGGAGGUCGGCGACGUCAUGUGCUCAGAUGGGGAAAGAAUAGAGAAUUUUCUCAUGGUGGACAAGGAGCAGAUCUUCAUGGAGAACGUUGGAGCUGUGCAGCAGCUGACGAAGCUUACAGACAACCUGGAGACUCGAAUCCAAGAGCUGGAAGUUUGGAACCGCAGACUGGCAAAGUUAAAGAGCUUAACAGGCAGCCUGCGCUCUACUAGCAGUAAAGCUCAGUUUCACAGCGGCGCAUCAACAGCUCCGUCACCAGAGCCGUGCAGGACUGCAAAGACUCCAAACAAGGACUGGUGUCACAAACUCCUCCACCUCCUCCAUAAUAAAAUCUUCCUGGCCAGCAUCUUUACCUUCCUGGUCACCAUGGCUAUUUGCAUUAUCUCCGUCUCAGCUCUCUACCUUGUAAAUUUAAAGAAGGCGGACGUUGACCUCUUCCCUAACAACAGCAACAGCAGCGGAGUCCCUAUGACGACAGUAGUUCCACCAACCACAGCUUCUUCAACCACACCUCCUGGUUCCUGGCCUCCUGAUGUGUCCUUCUGUAAUCUGCUAUACUGCGAUCAGGUGUACUGCUGCCCUUCAUCUGGAGGGGGCAGCACUGUCUCCAGCAUCCCAACAUCAGAACCAGUGUUAAACGUUCCAAAAGGGCUAAACACAACCAUUCACACAUUCAUGAUUAAAGAGAACAGGCAGGUGAUUGACAAGAGAUACUGCCUGAGGGAUGAGUGUGGGCCAGAGCGAUAUGUUUUCAGAGUUCCCAUCAGCCCGUUUGUUCCUGUUAACAUGAGGAUCACUCUGCUUAUGAAGGCUGGUUAUCCUCAGCAGUGCAUUGCAGGGGAGCAUGAGUGGCCUCUUCACGUGGCUCGUCUUUAUCAGAGCGCCUACCACUUCCGCUCUGCUGUCGCUGGUCAAGCAGACUGCAGUACUGACCCUCACUACGCGGGGGCGCUCUUCACAGAUUAUUACUUUCUUUUCUACAGACGCUGCAGAGAUUCAUAA